AUGCAACUUGAUCUUGAAUCAUUGUCUGAAGCUACUUCUGGAGCAAUUGGAUCCCUUGUCAGCACCACUGUCUUGUACCCGCUUGAUACUUGUAAGACCAAAUAUCAAGCUGAAGUUCAAGCUCGUCAUCAAAGAAAAUAUAGGAGAAUUUCUGAUGUUCUAUGGGAAGCAGUUUCUAAACGUCAGGUGCUUUCAUUGUACCAAGGCCUUGGGACGAAAAAUGUCCAAUCCUUCAUUUCGUCGUUUAUUUAUUUCUAUGGAUACAGCUAUUUUAAGAAACUAUAUUUGAAACAAACCGGAAACAACAACAUUGGCACAACAGCAAACUUGAUUGCCGCUACUAUGUCUGGGGUUUGCACUAUACUAAUAACUCAGCCCUUAGAUACAGCAUCCUCAAGAAUGCAGACAAGUGAAUUUGGAAAAUCCAAGGGACUAUGGCAGACCUUAUCAGAGGGUACCUGGAGUGAGGCAUUUGAUGGUCUUGCCAUAUCUAUUCUUUUAACAACAAACCCAUCUAUUCAGUAUACUGCAUUCGAUCAGCUGAAACACAGACUACUAAAGGGAAAAGGGAGCAAGAGAACAGAUGCAAAGUCGUCCCCAGAAUCGCUGUCUGCGUUUAAUGCUUUCUUGCUUGGUGCAGUUUCAAAAUGCGCUGCUACAUGCUUGACAUACCCAGCUAUCAGGUGUAAAGUCACGAUUCAGGCUGCCGAUUCAUAUGAUAAUAAGAGUACGGAAACUGAGAAGAAGGCACAGAAGACGAUCUCUGGCGCAUUCUAUACAAUUUGGAAAAGAGAAGGCCUCUUGGGAUUUUUCAACGGAUUGCAGGCGCAGAUAUUGAAAACUGUUCUCAGCUCUGCGUUACUUCUGAUGGUAAAGGAGAAGAUCACAAAGUCGACAUGGAUUCUGAUGCUCAUGAUUGGAAGAUACUUUUCUGCCAAUCCCCCCAAAUUGAAGGCGUCUUGA
This is a messenger RNA of Lathyrus sativus (Indian pea), 963 nucleotides long. NCBI's taxonomy places the organism in Eukaryota, Viridiplantae, Streptophyta, Magnoliopsida, Fabales, Fabaceae. The record is from the annotation of a GenBank genome assembly.